CCCAGCCAAGAUUUUGGGAAGGCGAAGGCCAAGGAAAGCGCAGUGCACAACAACUGCAAGACUGGGAGAGGGCGAGAGAGGGUCAGCCUCCUCUUCUCCACCACCUACUCUCUUCUCUCCCUCCCUCCCUUCCCCCUUCUCUCUAGGAUCGCAGCGCAGAGCCAGCCAAUCAAGCGCCCACAGCACGCGCACAUCUCAACCAAGAGCGCGAGCGGAGGAGGAAGAUAGAGCAAGGGGGCGGGGUAGAAAGAGGCAGAGAGAAGGCACUUCUCUCCAGCAGUGAGCAGUGCCCCUCUGUUCUUGGCCCUCCUCUGCCAUGUCUAUAGACGAGGGCUAUGGCCCUACCUGGGACAGCGACGACGAAUACGACAACUUCAUACGCAAGAUGAACCCGCCAAGUAUCGUGGUCGAUAACGAUUCCUGCAAUGACGCCACGAUUGUCAGGGUUGACAGCGCAAAUGAGUAUGGGAUUCUGCUAGAAGUGAUUCAAGUCCUGAUUGAUCUGAAUCUUGUGAUAAGCAAGGCUUAUAUAACCUCAGAUGGUGGAUGGUUCAUGGAUGUCUUCAAUAUAACCGAUAAGGAAGGGAAAAAAUUGAAAGACAAGGCCACUCUUGCGCAAAUUGAGGACUACAUCAGGAAGUCCCUGGGUGCAGAUUCAAGAUAUUUACCUGCUCGACGGAGAUCAGUUGAUGUCGCUGCUUCAGCUAACCACAAUGUCAUCGAGCUGACAGGGACCGACCGACCAGGUCUUCUCUCUGAAGUCAGUGCGGUGCUUGCAAACCUCAAAUGCAAUGUGGUUAGUGCGGAGAUUUGGACCCAUAACACCAGAGCUGCAGCCGUGAUGCAAGUGACUGAUCAGGACACUGGGUUAGCCGUCACCGAUACCGAGAGGCUUGAAAGGAUCAAGGAGCGACUAUCUUACCUUCUCCGAGGAGGCAAUCUUUCUCGAGGAGCUGCCAUGGCAGUGUCAUCAGGGACUUCUACCACACAUACCGAGAGAAGGCUCCACCAGAUGAUGCUUGAUGACGGGGACUGUGAACAGCUUCAACGGCAUGCCUCAAAUCAAUCUCAAAGGCCUAAUGUCACUGUUCGGAAUUGGAAUGACAAGGAUUACUCAGUGGUGACCAUCCGGUGCAAGGACAGGCCGAAGCUUCUGUUUGAUACAGUUUGCACCUUGACAGACCUGCACUAUGUUGUGUUCCAUGCGAAUAUUGAUGCUAAUGAUAAUCAAGCUUACCAGGAAUUCUAUGUAAGGCAUGUAAAUGGAUCUCCAAUGAACACUGAAGCUGAAAGAUUGAGAGUCGUCCAGUGCCUUGAAGCUGCUAUUGAACGUAGGGUAUGGGAGGGAAUGAAACUUGAGCUGUGUACAAAUGACAAGGUCGGCCUCCUCUCGGAGGUGACCCGCAUCUUCCGCGAGAACAGCCUGACUGUCACAAGAGCAGAAGUGAGCACCAGAGGCAGGACGGCUGUCAACACAUUCUAUGUUUGUGGUUCUGCGGGAGAGGCAGUUGAUCAAAAGACCAUUGAUUCCAUCAGGCAAGAGAUAGGCCAUAACAUUCAGGUGAAAGGCCAGCCUGAACCAUCAGAACCUCAGAAGAAAGAGUCCCCAACAUGGUUCCUCUUCGCAAACUUGUUCCGGCCAAGGUCUCUCUACAGUCUUGGGAUGUUCAUGCGUUGAUGUCAUCAACCAAUUCCAAGAACUUGUCCGUGAAAUCUUAACUGCUGAAGCGGUCCAGAAAAGUUGGGGCAUGCAUUCAGUUCCAGUAGUGUGGGAUUAGGGUGCAGUAUAUGGGGUUAUCUUUAGAUAAUCAUCUGUAAAUAUAUUUGUGCAUAUAACGUAGAUAAAGGAUGUAAAUAUAACUUUAGGAGAUAUUACUUAUGAGGAAAUAUGAUCAAAUUCAAAACUGUUACUGC
Messenger RNA from Brachypodium distachyon (stiff brome), 1914 nucleotides. Its product is annotated as ACT domain-containing protein ACR4. The transcript is spliced from 8 exons. The coding region runs from base 317 to 1678 and encodes 453 amino acids. The record is from RefSeq and is a predicted model, not a curated record. Lineage: Eukaryota; Viridiplantae; Streptophyta; Magnoliopsida; Poales; Poaceae.